Molecule: messenger RNA, 2988 nt
Organism: Perognathus longimembris pacificus (Pacific pocket mouse)
Lineage: Eukaryota; Metazoa; Chordata; Mammalia; Rodentia; Heteromyidae
Gene: Prmt2ip
Product: chromosome 20 C15orf39 homolog
Source: RefSeq, a predicted model, not a curated record
GGAGCGGAGCCCGCGGCUCCGGAGGAUGCGGCCGCGGCCCCCGCGAGGCCCGCAGGUCCGCGGUGCGGUAGAGACCCCCCGCGCGUCGGGCGCCCGGCCGCCAUGGCGGAGAAGCGGCCGCUGGGGACGCUGGGGCCGGUGAUCUACGGGAAGCUGCCCCGGCUGGACGCGGACCCGGGCCCGGGACACGGCCUGCCCCUCUCCGUCGGCAGCCCCGACCCCUGCGGCUACAAGGGCGCCUACUUCUCCUGCCCCGUGGGGGGCCCGCCCAAGGCCGAGCCGCUGGCGCCGUGGGCCCCGUACCCGCCCCUGUACCCCGCCAGCGUGGUCAGGUCCCCACUCCGCACCGACGGCCUGCUGACCAACUGCCUGCUCUACCGCCCGCCCGCGGAAGGUUCCGGAAAAGUGCCGGCCCCCGCCGAGCUCCUGCCCUUCGCCCCCCAGGCUCACCUGUACCCGGCGCCCCCGCUGGCGGCGCCCAAGCCCGUCUACCGGAGCCCCCUGUGCUACGGGCUCCCCGCGGGCCUGGAGGAGGGGGCGGCCAAGAGGCCCCUGGACGCCGCGGACUGGGCCUCGGUCCCCGGCCCCCCGCUGCCCCCGGCCGACCCGCCCUGCCCCCCGCUGGCCCCCGCCAAGGCGCAGGCCCUGGACGGCACCUUCCUGCGGGGCGCGCCCGUCGGGGGACCCGGCAAAGACGCCCCGGCCGGUUUCUCCCUGUGCCAGGCCUUCCUGGAGAAGUACCGCCCGCUGCAGCCCCCCGCCGCCGGCUUCCUGCCCGCCCAGGCGGCGGGCCCCCCCUACGGGGACCCCAAGCAGGCCCUGGCCGAGGGCCCUCCCGGCCCCUGGACUCGCCUGACCCAGCCCCUGGGGCCGCCCUGCCCCGAGGCCCUGCCCGCCCACUACGCGCUGCCCCCGCCCUGCCCGCCCGCCUGCCGCCACCCCGACACGCCCGACGGCUGCAGCCCGGUGCUGGCCCUGCCGCCCCUGGGGGCGCACAAGGGCGCCGGGUACCCCGCCGGGGCUCUGGGCGGCCCCUACCUGAGGCAGCCGGCGGGGCUGGCCCCCUGCGUGCCCCCCGCGGGGCUGGACGCCUACGCCUACCCCUCCGCCCCCCUCCCGCCCCGCUCGCCGGGCCUCAAGCUGGAGCCUCCGCUCGCGCCGCGGUGCCCGCUGGACUUCGCCCCGCAGACGCUGGGGUUCCCCUACGCCCGGGACGACCUGUCUCUCUACGGCGCGUCCCCCGGGCUGGGGAGCACCCCGCCUUCCCAGAGCGGCCCGCCGCCCGUCCCGCAGCCCGGCGCCCUCCCGCGCACGCGCCAGGCCCGGCCGGCCGGCCAGCCCCGCGCGGAGCCCGAGACGCCGGCGGACGAGCCCGCCCGGGGCGCCGGGAACGAGCCCCCCGGGGUGCCCAUCGUCAUCCCCGACAGCCCGGGACCCCGCGCCUCGCCGGCCCUGCGCCCCUGCGCCCGGGACCGCCCGCCGCCCCCCGGCUCCCCGCCCAUGCCCGUCAUUGACAACGUCUUCAGCCUGGCACCCUACCGGGACUACCUGAGCGGGCGGGCGCCCGAGGCCCCCGCCGCCGGGGACGGCCGAGAGGCGGGGCGGGGGACCCCACCUGCCCGGCCGGGGCCCCCCGGGGCUCCCCGCCCCGCGCGGGAAGAGGUGGCCUUGGACCUGAGCGUGAAGAGGCCCGCGGGCGAGGAGGCUGCCCCGGGCCCCGAGCGGCGGAGCCCACCGGCCGCGCCGCCCCGGCUCCCGGCCGCGGAAACGCCGUCCGCGGACGCGCCCGCGCCCCCGGGGGCCCCCGAAGAGCCCCCCAGGACCAACUUCCACAGCUCGGUGGCUUUCAUGUUCCGCAAGUUCAAGAUCCUCCGCCCCGCGGCCGCGGGGCCCACGCCGCCGGCCACGCCCCCCGCCGCGGCCACGCCCACGAGCGCGGCCACGCCCCCCGCCGCGGCCACGCCCCCCGCCGCCGCGCCCGGCGCGCUGCAGAUCCUCGCGCAGCCCCUGCCCGUGGCCUGCUUCAGCCUGGCCCUGCCCGGCCCGCCCGCCCCGGGGCCGGCCCCCCGCGCCGCCCCGGCCCCCCGCCCGCCGCGCCCGGCCCCCGCCGCCGGCGGCGUCUCCCCGGAGCAGCACUUCACCGGGCUGCACGCGUCCCUGUGCGACGCCAUCUCGGGCUCCGUGGCGCGCUCCCCGCCCGAGAAGCUGCGCGAGUGGCUGGCGUCGGCGGGGCCGUGGGGCCGGGCGGCGUGGCAGGAGGGCCAGGGCGUGCAGGGGCUGCUGGGGCGGCUGCUGUCGCAGCUGCAGCGGUUCCUGUACACGCAGCAGUGCCCGUUCCCGCACGUGGUGCGCGCCGGCGCCAUCUUCGUGCCCAUCCACCUGGUGAAGGAGCGGCUGUUCCCGCGGCUGCCGCCGGCCUCGGUGGACCACGUGCUGCAGGAGCACCGCGUGGAGCUGCGGCCCACCACGCUGUCGGAGGAGCGCGUGCUGCGGGAGCGGGCCCCGCACGGCUGCACCUCCCGCAUGCUCAAGCUGCUGGCGCUGCGCCAGCUCCCCGACAUCUACCCGGACCUGCUGGGCCUCCAGUGGCACGACUGCGUGCGGCGCCAGCUGGGUGACCUGGAGGUGGAGCCCCGCGCCGCGUCCCCCGCCCAGCCCGCUCUGCCCCGAGAAGACGGAGACGGCCCGCCCCCCGCGCAGGCGCAGAAGGCGCCGGCCCCCAAGGUCCGGAAGCCGGGGAGAAAGCCCCCCACCCCGGGCCCCGAGAGCGAGGAGGGCCCCUCUCCCGGCCCGCCGGGCCCCGCGCUGCGGGCCCGCUUCCGAAGCCUCCUGGAAACCGCCUGGCUCAACGGCGCCGCCCUGCCCACCUGGGGCCACCGGGCCCCGCCGCCCCACCCCGGCCAGCGCCCGGAGCCUGCGCCCGGCCGCCUGGAGCCGGGAACGGACGCGGGGCCGGGACCACCGAGAGCCCCCCACCGUGGACUCUGA